UCGUCUCCGUGUCCAAACUUCCUGAGAGCAGCUCCGGCCCUCCCUCCGCUUCCGACGGCCGUGCUACGCUGUCCCGGCUGGCCGAGCCACCGGGGAGGUCAGCCCCACGUGGGGCUGUUGCCCCCCAACUCUGAAGCCCCUGGGCAGGAUGGUGCUGUGGGUGGCGGCAUUGUCCAUGCAUGUCUGCCUCCUGACGGCCCUGCGCCCCAGUGACCCCAAUGUCUGCAGCUACUGGGAGAGCUUCACGGCAGCCGAGAAGGAGUCGUACACCAAACCCCACGUUGUGGCCUCCGGCGAGCCCUGCCCCACGGUGAUGGGGUCCCCAAUGCCCUGCCUGCAGCAGAGGAUCACGUACCGCACCGAGUACCGCCAGGCGGUCAAGACCAACUACCGAAGGCGCUACGAGUGCUGCCAGGGCUACUACGAGAGCCGCGACACCUGCGUCCCGCGUUGUAGCCAGGAGUGCGUCCACGGCCGGUGCGUGGCUCCCGAGCGGUGCCAGUGUGAACCCGGGUGGCGCGGCAGCGACUGCUCCAGCGAGUGUGACGCGCAGUCGUGGGGGCCGAGCUGCGAGCACCGCUGUGGGUGCCACCAUGGGGCAAGCUGCGACCCCCUCACUGGGUCCUGCUCGUGUCCCCCCGGUUUCUCGGACACCCUUUGCCACCAGCCGUGCCCGACGGGCACCUACGGCCUUGGCUGCCGCCUGCGCUGCCCCUGCCAUCACGGAGCACCCUGUGACAGUGCCUCGGGCGCCUGCCUCUGCCCUCCCGGCCUGGGGGGACCCCUCUGCGAGGUGCCCUGCGCCCCGGGGACGCCCUGCGAAAGCCCCUGUCCCUGCCACAACGGGGGCAUCUGCCACCCCCCCGGCUCCCACACCUGCGUCUGCCCCCCCGGAUGGAUGGGGGACAUCUGCUCCAUCCCGUGCCCCCCCGGGCGCUUCGGUUCAGGAUGUCAGGGAGAGUGUCGCUGCCAUAACGGGGGACACUGCGACCCCCGGGGGGGGCACUGCCUCUGCACCCCCGGAUUCACCGGAGAGCAGUGCCGGGAGCGCUGCCCGGUGGGGCGUUACGGACCGGAGUGUCGCGAGCGCUGCGACUGCGCCAACGGCGGUCGCUGUUUCCACGUGGACGGCGCGUGUCUGUGCGAGCCCGGGUUCCGCGGGGCGCGCUGCGAGGAGAGGGGCUGCGGGCCCGGGCGCUACGGGCUGCGCUGCCAGAGCCGCUGCCUCUGCCACCCCCGGCACAGCCAGAGUUGCCACCCGUUGCUCGGGGAGUGUGUUUGCCAUCCAGGCUGGACUGGGCUCUACUGCAACGAAAGUUGCCCCCCCGGCUCCUAUGGGGCUGGUUGCCUGCAGAGCUGCCUCUGUCUGCACGGGGGGGGCUGUGAUGGGACCACCGGCCGCUGCCACUGCCCCCCUGGCUACACGGACGAGCACUGCUCCUCCCUGUGUCCCCCCGACACCUUCGGCGCCAACUGCUCGGGGCGCUGCGCGUGCCAGCACGCCCUCGCCUGCUCCCCGCUCGACGGCUCCUGCCUCUGCAAGGAAGGCUGGCGCGGCGCCCGCUGCUCGCUGCCGUGUCCCGAUGGCACUUGGGGUCCUGGCUGCAACCGCAGCUGCGACUGCGCUCAAGGGGCGCCCUGUGACCCCCAAAGCGGGACCUGCCGGUGCCCCCCAGGCUGGCAGGGACCCCGCUGCCACCAGCCCUGCCCGAACGGGACGUUCGGGGCGAGCUGUGAGCAGCGCUGCGACUGCGCCCACGCCGACGGCUGCGAUGCCGAGACCGGGGAGUGUCACUGCCUGCCCGGCUGGACAGGGCCACUGUGCAAGCAGGGCUGCCCCCUCGGCUUCUGGGGCCGCGGUUGUCGCAUGCCCUGUACCUGCCGCAACGGUGGGUCCUGCUCACCCCACGAUGGCUCCUGCACCUGCGCCCCGGGCUUUCGGGGUCCCACGUGCCAGCGCCCUUGUCCCGCCGGCCGCUAUGGCAAACGCUGCGCCCUGAGCUGCAACUGCGCCAACGGGUCCUUCUGCCACCCCAGCAACGGCUCCUGUGUCUGUGCCCCGGGGUGGAAUGGACCUCGCUGCGCCCUGCCCUGUGCCCUGGGCUUCUGGGGGGCUUCUUGUGCCCAGCCCUGCUUGUGCCACCACGGUGGGACAUGCCACCCUGCCGAGGGGACCUGCCACUGCCCAGCGGGAUGGACCGGGAUGCGCUGCGAGGAAGCCUGUCCCCCCGGCACCUUUGGGCUCCAUUGUGACCAGCUCUGCCGCUGCCCCCAUAACGCCACUUGCCACCCAGCCAGCGGGACGUGUCCCUGUGCCCCGGGCAGGAUCGGACCCCACUGUGAGGCCGGGACCCCCGAGCAGCCCUACACCAUCGUACCGGCCCCCGCGGUCCCCUACAGCUCCCUGGGGCUGGUCAUCAGCCUGGUGGCCCUAGUGGCCUUGCUGGUGGCCGUGGUGGCCACUGCGCUGUGUUACCGUCACUGGCAGAAGGGGAAGGAAAGCCGGCACUUGGCCGUGGCCUACACGGCGGGACAGACGGAUACAUCCGACUACGUGGUGCCAGAUGUGCCACCGAGCCACCACGCGCACUACUACUCCAACCCCAGCUACCACACGCUGUCGCAAUGCUCGCUGCCGGCUCCCGGCGCCCCGGACAGAGCCAGUUCCCUCAAGGUGCCGGGCUCCCAGCUCUUCCCUGGCACGGAGAGACCCUACAGCCCUGAAGGCAAUGCCACGCUGCCCCCUGACUGGAAGCACCUGGGUGCCAGGGGGGCGCAGCUGGAGCGGAGUUACGGCUACAGCAGCAGCCUGGAGAAGCGCGAUGGGAAAGAGUCCCCCCAGGAGGGUCUGGGGGCCAGCGGCAGCUCCCUGGCCAGCGAGAAUCCCUACGCCACCAUCAAGGAGCUGCCCCCCACCCCGGCCAGGACCCCCGAGGGCAGCUACAUGGAGAUGAAAUCCCCUGUGAGAAGGGAGGUGUCCUACGCUGAGAUCGAGGAGCCCCCCCGGGACGAGCGUUUCCCCAUGGGGGCCGAAUGUCCCCCCCCCGAGGACCCCCGCCGCCCCCCCCCCGGGCACUACGCGUCCCCCAAGAACAGCCACAUCCCCAGUCACUACGAUCUGCCCCCCAUCCGCCACCUCCCACCGUCCCCCCCCCCCGCGCCCCAAGGACCGCUGAGACCUGGAGGGCUACAGGGGAUCCUGAAAGGCGUCUGGCAGUCUCCACAGGGCUCCUGGGGACCCUGCAUAGCUCUAGGGGGUCUCUACAGGGCUCCUGGGUAUCCUGAAAGGCACAUGGGGGUCUUUACAGGGUUCCUGGAGACCCUGAAAGGCCCUUAG
This is a messenger RNA of Cuculus canorus (common cuckoo), 3337 nucleotides long. RefSeq names its product platelet endothelial aggregation receptor 1 (gene PEAR1). Gene Ontology annotation, molecular function: protein binding. Lineage: Eukaryota; Metazoa; Chordata; Aves; Cuculiformes; Cuculidae. The record is from RefSeq and is a predicted model, not a curated record. Gene Ontology annotation, cellular component: membrane.